Molecule: messenger RNA, 6066 nt
Organism: Lates calcarifer (barramundi perch)
Lineage: Eukaryota; Metazoa; Chordata; Actinopteri; Centropomidae
Gene: kcnab1a
Product: potassium voltage-gated channel subfamily A regulatory beta subunit 1a
Exons: 14
Coding region: 686-1945 (419 amino acids)
Biological process (GO): negative regulation of delayed rectifier potassium channel activity; transmembrane transport; potassium ion transport
Cellular component (GO): membrane; extrinsic component of cytoplasmic side of plasma membrane; voltage-gated potassium channel complex
Molecular function (GO): voltage-gated potassium channel activity; potassium channel regulator activity; transmembrane transporter binding
Source: RefSeq, a predicted model, not a curated record
AGAGAGAGAGAGAGAAGAAGAGGGAGGGCGGGAAAAAAAUGUCCCAGAUUCCCAUGCCAUUUAAUAGGGAGCAAAACCAAACUGAGCUUAUAAUGUAGACUGGCUGAGCAGGGGGCAAAGUGACAGCCUGAGUGUGUGAGUUGUGUGUGAGAGAGAGCAGAGGAGAGAAGGGAAAAGAGGAAGAGAGAGAGAGAGAGAGAAAGAGAGGGUGGGUUAUCUGUAUGUAUCUUUCUCUCUCUCUCCCUCUCUCCAUCUGCAUGUCUGUAUGUGUACAGAGAACAUAUGUGGCACAGCCUAUGGUGGAGCACAUGUAAGGAAAAACCCUGUUUCCCCUGUGUGGAUGUGCAACCUGCAGACAGACUGGACUUGAAGUUUCAUUAUGGACUCCUGAACACUGUUUUUCUCUUUUCAGAUAAUGUUUUUCCAAGUUGGAUUUUCUUUUUUUGUUUUUUAAAUAAGGAGGAAUAUACUUUAUGUGGAGCGUCAUCCACAGGAAUACUUCACUACUUCACUUUUCUUUUUCCUUUGAGACACACUCAUACACAGAGUCCUCUGCUCCAUGUAGCAUUAGCUGCGUGGGUGAGGGGCCUACCUGGAUUAGUCUGAGUGUACAUGUUUGUGGGACAGACUCACAGAAGAAGGGAGAGACUGAAAGAGAGCAUAAAGUGAAGAGGAUAGCGGGAAGAUGUACCUGUACAAAGCCACGUGCCCAGAGAUUCCCAACCCGAAGCAGAAAGGGACCAGAAGUCAGGGCGCGGUCCAGGCUCAAGGCCCAGGCCAGGGAAGGCUCUCCAGCCAGACGUCCACGGGGACGGGGCCUCGACCUUACGCUCCUCUGAUGCUGUGGACGGCAAACAAACCCAACGGCGUGGUGGAGCUCAAACAGCUAGAGGAGUUUCUUAACUUCCACUCGCUGUCACUGCACGACACAGUGAAGAGUCAGACAGGCAUGGUCUACAGGAAUCUGGGAAAGUCAGGACUCAGAGUAUCUUGCUUAGGACUUGGUACAUGGGUGACAUUUGGAGGACAGAUAACAGAUGAGGUUGCAGAGCAGCUAAUGACCAUUGCAUAUGAGAGUGGAGUCAACCUGUUCGACACAGCUGAGGUCUACGCGGGUGGCAGGGCCGAAAUCAUUCUAGGAAACAUUAUCAAGAAGAAAUGCUGGAGGCGAUCCAGCUUGGUCAUUACAACUAAACUCUACUGGGGAGGAAAAGCAGAGACGGAGAGAGGACUGUCAAGGAAACACAUUAUUGAAGGUCUGAAAGGCUCACUACAAAGGAUGCAGCUGGAGUAUGUGGAUGUAGUUUUUGCCAACCGCCCUGACAGCAAUACUCCCAUGGAGGAGAUUGUUCGGGCCAUGACCUAUGUGAUCAACCAAGGCAUGGCGAUGUACUGGGGGACGUCUCGGUGGACGGCCAUGGAGAUCAUGGAGGCAUAUUCAGUGGCACGACAGUUUAAUCUGAUCCCUCCAGUCUGUGAGCAGGCAGAGUAUCAUCUCUUCCAGAGGGAGAAAGUAGAAGUGCAACUGCCUGAACUUUACCACAAGAUUGGAGUCGGGGCAAUGACGUGGUCACCACUGGCAUGCGGCAUCAUUACGGGGAAAUAUGAAAAUGGCAUUCCUGAGUCCUCCAGGGCCUCGAUGAAGUCCUAUCAGUGGCUAAAGGAGAAAAUAGUAAGUGAGGAUGGACGGAAGCAGCAGGCCAAGCUGAAAGAGCUGAACCACAUCGCAGAAAAGCUGGGCUGCACUCUGCCUCAGCUGGCUGUGGCAUGGUGUCUAAGAAAUGAGGGAGUGAGCUCAGUCCUUCUGGGAACAUCCAACCCUGAGCAGCUCACAGAGAACCUUGGGGCCAUACAGGUCCUUCCUAAGAUGACCUCUCAUGUGGUGUCUGAAAUCGACCACAUUCUGGGCAACAGACCAUACAGUAAGAAAGACUACCGCUCUUAGACCAGGCUGGUGGACUACCAAGAGGUCAGCUGCACCUAUCUACUUAACCAUACUGCUACCAUGGACCCACCGUUCAAUAUUAAAAUGGUUCUCUCCUUGGGCCCCACUCAGCUCCAGCCCUCCUCAGCCUGGAACAGACAGCUUUGCUAAGCCCAGCGUCACAUCUCUGUUUGAGAUUUGUCCUGCUCAGAUCAGCUCUACCAGGUUCAUCUCAGGUGCAGUCCAGCUCAGCCAAGAGACGCUUCACAAACUCAGCUUUUCGCAGCCUCAAACGCAACUUAAUCCAUUUGGGUAGAUCCCAACCAAGGUAUUACCCUGUUCAGCACCGGCCCAUUCAAAUAUAACUAUGCAGAGCACAUUCUAACCCACAUUAAAGUUCAGAUCCAGUGCCAUGCUGACGUCAUUUAGAGAACCUCAUCCUGGUUCAACCCCAUCCGUGAGCCCAAUUCAGAAAUUUGAUAAAGUUGAUAUUUCAACUUAAAUUAGAUGGCAAGGUAGAGAACUGCAGCUCCUGAAUUUUAGAGAUAUCCAAUUUCAUACUCACUUAUGCAGGAGUAUUUAAAGGAAAAGUGCCUUGCUCAAGGGCAUCUUGAUAAUAGUUGUUGAGUGAGAUGACUCUGUUACUUAUUCGCUUUCCCACUCACAUCCUCCCAGCUCAGCUGAUGACUCAGACCCUUGAGUCUCAAGCCUUCCUCUCUAAUGUCGAGACUUCCACCCACAAGUAAUUUAAUUUGAGCCUAAAAUUCACAUUGAGCAGAGCAUAUUUUAUUUAUGAGAAUUACUAUACCACAGCUGAAUACAUCAAUGCAAGCACCUUAGACUUAGUUUUAAAUUAGAGGUGCCUCAGGAAAGUGGACACGAGGAAGCUUCAGUUGCAUGAACACUACCAGUCAGUCAGUGCUUUCAGUAAAUUGCUAUGCAGUGUAUCAAACAAAAUUACCAUCCUGAGAUGGAUGUUUUCCCAUGAAAUGCGAGGUUUGGCAUCAACAAGAUGACCUGCUCAUAAUUCCUGAAGAAAAAAAACAGCUUUACGAAUGAGGCCUCAACAAACCAGUUCCAUAUCAGCUUGAAUUAGCUGCUUUUCAACUACCUAACUAAUGUAUCCAGUCCUGUAUUCAGUUUAGUACAGAAUAGUAUUCAGUAGACAUUAUAGGCUGCAAAUCCUGAGCAUAUUAACCAACUGAUGCAUGUUUCCCCUGCUAUAGUGUGCCUCUCUUUUCUACAAAGCACCUAAUGAAACAACAAAAAAGGAGUUUGAUCAAAAAUACUGCAAGCUUGUGAACCCCUGCGAAGUAGAGGAUUGUGGGACGUCAAUUGUUAGUAGGAUUGGAACAUGGUUCAGGGGAGGGAGCGAAGCAUGUCGCCCCCAUGUGGUCUAUUUGAGGAACUGCUCCUCUGCUUCACUAAACCCAAGAGGAGGGGAAUAAUGCUUUGCAAAAAAAAGUGGACUUACCUCUCUCUCAGCUUGCGUUGAUUAUGGACUCAUCCUCUUUCUUGCCUGUGAACUGAACCUGCAUCGCUGAUUGAACCCUGCAGAUGUGGACCUCAGCAUAUAAUAAAUCUAUGUAAUAAAGGGAUGACUGACCUCCUGGUGGUCAUGGUUAUAAUAACUGCAAAAACUGCUUGUUAAUGGCACAAUGUGGCAUAUAGGCAAGGUAUUUGGGAUGUGGCAAAGAUUACAGUAUUUAUUCUAGAGUAGUUAACAAAUAUAAAAUUUAUUUUGACAUUUUGAGAUAUUGUUUUUUGUUUGGAGAUGUUACAUGUACAUAAGAUGUUACAGAAUACCUUGUAACAUAGGCAAAACCAUGAAGAAGCCUCUCUUGCAUAUGAGGACUUUGCUGUACUGUAUGGCUAAUAUAUAAAUAAGAUGUAAAUAGAGUUACUUUGUUGCUCCUCUGCAGUGUCACUGCAUCAGUUGCAGUGCUUGAAUCUUCAUACCAUUCUUCUCCUCCAGCCUGACUUUACACUGUCACAGAAUUCAUUCUGUCUCCUGAAGGAUAUUUCAUAGAGCUAUUUACAAUGAUCAAGGGUUCAUUUGUUUUAUUUUUGCAUAGUGAAGUCAGAUUAUAAAAUCUGUAUUAAUAAUUACAUUAUUUAAAGAAUGGGCUUCUGUUAUGAGAAACAAAUAAUGAGCUUAAGCAUUGUCUAGUAGUCAUGACCUUGAAUCGUUAUUUCUGACCAGGUGGCUCAGCUCUCACAGUUCAUGGUCGUCGCCUUUGUGCAUUGUUGUUCUCGUUCUUUUUCAUCUGGAAAACAAGCCAUUGCGGAGAUCAGCAGAGAUGUUGGCCAGGUUCCAGCCGAAUCACUGUCUUGUCCUCGGUGCACAGUUGUUGACUUGUAGCACAGACGCCUUCCGGAUUUUAAUCAAAGGAAAUUUUGGUAGAUUACAGCAAUCAAUACCUUUGCCAAAAAUGCUGUUACAAGUAUUAGAACAAAACAUCAAUAGCAGCAUGGUUUAUUUUAAGAAAUCUGGCCUUGGAUGAUGAAUAGGCUUCCUCCUGACUGUUUGCUUUGGAUUGGUGGUAAAUACAAAUGAGGGUGACCUGACCAGCACUUAGUCAUCAUUGUAAUGCAAAUAGCUAUCCAUAUAUUAACAAAAAAUAACACCCAGGAAAGCAUUUGUUGUCCUAAGAGACAUAUUACUUACACCCAUCUGACUCUACUUACUGUUCAAAGAUAGAACAUUUGGGCAAUAUAUGCUCUAUAUACUAAAAUAGCAGUUGGUAUGUGGAUAGUUGCUUUUCAGGUCAAAUCCAUUUAAUUUCCUUCCCUGUAUCUCUUGUUGGUAAAAUGUGUGAUAACACAUAGAGAAGUGGUACUUUUUUUGUGCAAGUCAACAAGUUGCUGAUCAGUUUGAGUCAGUGACAAUGUUGGACUGUGGCCUGUCGGAGUGUGUGGACACUUCUCCACCGGACAGAGUGCCUUGACUUGAGUCCCGCUACAGGAAAAACAUUCAGGGAUCUCUUUCAUUAUGAAAUGUUACAUGGUGUUUGGAUGCUGUCUCCAAAAACAAAUGUGAGAGUAGAGCAAUAUUCAUUAUUAGAUUUCCCAGUCUACAGUAUGUGUUAUCCAUUACUUCAUUAAGACAAAAACAAAGCAGCAAGACUCACAGCACAGUUUGUAUAGAGGCUGUAGAUACUUGUCUAUUCAGUCCUAGCUUACAGCUCAUCACUGUGUGUGACAAUGGUUUUGUUCUCUCUUGGCCUUUAUCUGCGCCUUGUCCCCAAAAUAAUCUUACUGGGACAAUAUCUUCCCCUUCAACCAGCCAUUUGUUUCAUGAAGCAUCAGUUUGUCCAGAGACCACAGUCUUUACCAGUUUUACAGUCUCUGCAAACUCUGGAUUUUCUCUAGAGGGAAACAAGCAAUACAAUCAUCUUAUGGAUACCAACAAAAUUAUAUAUGUAAGGAAUAUAUAUAAUUAAUAGAAACUGGACAUAAAUCUGUCAUUGUUGCCAGAGAAAACAGCGAUGUGGGCAUUGGCUUUUUCACUGUCUUCUUAAUUUAUUAUCAGCAUCAGUCUCACAAGCUAGGGAACAGGUCAUAGGUCAAAAUGGAAAAAAAGUAGACAGCAUUAACCUUUGGCUGAAUUUUUAACUCUUAAUUGAUUCAGAUACCAUUAAAAGUCCUGCAACUUGUCACAAUAGCUUUAACCCAAGAUCCUCCUGCUCUUAAAUAAAUCUAACCUAAAAUCAGUUCUGAUGAAAAUGUAAAGUACUGUAUGUAAUCUAUCCUACAGAUCAGUGUUGUUGUCUACAACAUGUAAAGUUGUGGAUGGAAAAGACUUGAGUUACGCUGAGUUUGGUUCUUUUUCUUUGUUGAAAAGUGACAUGCAAACCAUUGUAUUAUUUCCUCUCCUGAGCAGUGGUUUCUCUGUAAAUAGUCUAUAUAAAAGUGUGACUAUAAAUAAAUGCAUUGCCAAUGGAAACAUCAGUCUCUCAAACAACAUAAUUCAAAUACAAACCUUUUCUGAAAGGGCUCUGAAGCAGACUGAAUGACACACAGUCAGAGAACAAGUAUACCUGGUUGCUUUAUUUGUUACAAAAAACAGAAGACAGACCUGGAGAAACACCCUCCAGACAUUUGAUCAUGAAUUUCAUGAAGUUGAAAUGUGAUAUUCCAGC